Messenger RNA from Salmo salar (Atlantic salmon), 3463 nucleotides. NCBI's taxonomy places the organism in Eukaryota, Metazoa, Chordata, Actinopteri, Salmoniformes, Salmonidae. The record is from RefSeq and is a predicted model, not a curated record.
UACAGAAUAACCUGAAUUGCUCAAGCUCAUUCCUAACACCUUACUAAUGACUUGGACUGUCAACUAGUAUUCUAUUUUUCAAUACAAAAUGGACCGUUCUGGGACAAUUGCUUUUUAUCUGUAGGCGAAUAGGCCCAGCAAUGACUUCCACUAUCAGUGUAUCUCAACAGGUUCACAAUGUGAUUAUGUACAUUUUAUCAAUUAUCAUGUGGUUUUUGGUGACACACUUCCGUGUUCUUGACUGACAUGUCUUUCUUACCACCCGUCACAGCCUCGUCAUGGAGGCUCUAUGUAUAAGAGUGACAGAUCUAAACCUGAUGCACUACCUUGUCAGGGAACAUUAUGACAAGGGUGAACCUUAACAUGUGUUAUCUUUAUAAACAAGACCGGUCACAUUCUUAGACACCUACUACUACGGAGUCUUAAUAAGUCAGUCAACUAAGUUACAACGAGUGUCAGUUGCCUCCAUUUCAGAGGAUUUUGGACUAGACUAGAACACAGGGUGUCAGUUUGUAUGUUAGUAAUGGAUGAUUUCAGUUUGACAACCCAUUCUGAAGACUGCUGAAAAGCUACCGUCAUGAUGAGGAACACUGCACUGUUGUGUCUCCUGUCCGUCUCAGGACUGUGUUGCCUGACUCAGUAUCUCCCCUCCUCAGUAUCACUAUGUUAGCCUUCAAAUGAAUUAUAGCCAAGCCCAGACUUAUUGUAGAGACAUGUACACUGACUUGGCAACCAUCUACAACUCAGGGGAUCUGGAUAGACUUGUACAAUUGGUACCGAAUUGGACAGCCAGUGUCUGGAUAGGACUGGAGUUUGGAGAUGAAUUUGAGUGGCACUGGUCAUUGCCAGAUCAGAGAAAGAUUGAGUUUUUCAACUGGAGGGCAGCAGAGCCGAAGCAAAACAAUACUCAAGAUAGCUGUGCUGCAAUGGAUCCAAACGGACAGUGGUUUGAGGAUAACUGCCAAAUUAAAAGAGGUUUUGUUUGCUUUGAUGCAAGACUUGGAGAGAGGCUCAAGACCACUGCCGGGGUACGUACACAGACCUGGCCAGCAUACGGUCCAGAGAGGAAAACCAUCACAUCCAGAACAUGUCACUGUCCCAGAGCAUGUGGAUUGGUCUCUUCAAAGACCCAUGGAAGUGGUCAGAUGGGAGCAACUCCUCAUACCGCUUCUGGAAGACCAAUCAGCCUAACAACUUCAGAGGGGACCAGAACUGUACUUCUGUUAUACUCAACGAUAAGAAGUGGAAUGACCAGUGGUGCAACAUCAGUUGGUGGUUUGUCUGCCAUGGUGAAAUGAAGCGACCAACUACCCAGAUGCCACCUACAACCAAACAUACUGUGCCACAAACAACUCCUCCCACAGCUACUGUGCUUGCCACUGCUGAACAGUCAACUACAGAGGAAGUAACACCUAAGCUAACAACUACCCAUCUUGUGCAGAUCCAACACAUUCUUUCAGAUCUUUUACCAACCUCUGACCAAGCAACUACUGUAGGCCUCCCUGUUCAAAACACUCCAUCUACACCAGUACCAACUACAUUCACUACCACAGCGCAAGGUUCAAUUGAACAGUUAACUACUAAACACCUAACUACCGAACAUGCAACUACUGUUAAAAAACCAACUACAUUCAAUAGCACAGUAAAUGUUACUAAACAGUUAACUACUGAACACCUAACCUCUGACCCAGUGUCUACUGUACCCGUUCAAAGCAAUAUCUCAAUGCCUGUACCAACUACAUUAAUUUCCACAGAACAUGCUUCAACUGAACAGUUAACUACUGAGCACCUAACCUCUGACCCAGUGACUACUGUACCUGUUCAAAACACUCCCUCAACACCAGUACCAACUACAUCCAAUACCCCAGUGCAUGUUUCUACUGGACAGCUGUCUACCAGACUCCUAACCUCUGACCCACUGACUACUGUACCUGUUCAAAAACCAACUACAUCCAAUACCCCAGUGCAUGUUUCUACUGGACAGCUGUCUACCAGACUCCUAACCUCUGACCCACUGACUACUGUACCUGUUCAAAAACCAACUACAUCCAAUACCACAGACCAUGUUUCUACUGAACAGCUGUCUACCAGACUCCUAACAUCUGACCCACUGACUACUGUACCUGUUCAAAACACUCCCUCAAUGUCUAUACCAACUACAUUCAAUACAACAGACCAAGUUUCAAUUGAACAGUUAACUUCUGAACACCUAACUAUAGACCGAGCGACUACUGGUUACAUACCUACAAAUGCAACUGCUGUAUCUGUUCAAAACACUCGCUCAACACCAGUACCAACUACUAAAGAACAUGCUUCAACUGAAAUGUUAACUACUGAAUACUCAACUAGAGAGGAAGCAACUACUGAAUACUCCUCAACUAGAGAGGAAGCAACUACUGAAUACUCAACUAGAGAGGAAGCAACUACUGGUUACUCAGCUAGAGAGGAAGCAACUACUGGUUACUCAGCUAGAGAGGAAGCAACUACUGGUUACAUACCUACAAGUGCUUCUACUGUCCCUGGUCAAAACAGUCCCUCAACACCUGUACCAACUACAUUCACUACCACAGAGCACGUUUCAACUGAACAGUUAACUACUGAACACUUAACCUCUGAUCCACUGACUACUGUACCUGUUCAAAACACUCCUUCUACACCUGUACCAACUACAUCCAAUACCCCAGUGCAUGUUUCUACUGGACAGCUGUCUACCAGACUCCUAACCUCUGACCCACUGACUACUGUACCUGUUCAAAAACCAACUACAUCCAAUACCACAGUGCAUGUUUCUACUGGACAGCUGUCUACCAGACUCCUAACAUCUGACCCACUGACUACUGUACCUGUUCAAAAACCAACUACAUCCAAUACCACAGUGCAUGUUUCUACUGGACAGCUGUCUACCAGACUCCUAACAUCUGACCCACUGACUACUGUACCUGUUGAAAACACUCCCUCAAUGUCUAUACCAACUACAUUCAAUUCAACAGACCAAGUUUCAACUGAACAGUUAACUACUAAACACCUAAAUACAGAAAGUGCAACUACUGUACCUUUUCAAAGCAUUAUCUCAAUGUCUGUACCAACUACCACAGAACAUGCUUCAACUGAAAUGUUAACUACUGAACACUCAACUACAGAGAAAGUGACUACUGAUUUCUCACCUACAAGUGCUUCUACUGUCCCUAUCCAAAACAUUUCCUCAACGUAUACCAACUACAUCCAAUACCACAGCAUGUUUCAACCGAAGAGGCGACUACUAAACACCUUACUACUGAGAAUGUAACACAUCAAUCAACAACUGAGCCUGCAGACACAGAAAUGCAACACAGCAUUACACAAGCGACUACUGAACAUACUUCUGCCCUAGAUAUAACCACAGUGGUUGAGACUGCUCCAUACAGUACUGCAGAGCCUGUCAGUAUCUCCACUGUCAUGCCAAAUGAAAACAGUCAAGGUUUAA